CCCAAUAUUACCAAUCAGAGGAAAUCGCAUCUCCUCCGAAAACGCGGAGAUGUCUGCGAUGGGAAUUGUAAUCCGAUGACAAACGUAGUACAACAACUGUAUAAACCGCGUACAAAAGGACACGAUUGCUCUCAUACACAGCCUUCAGCAAAUUAUUUGCUCUUCAUACAGUUUCAACCACACAAAAAACCUCGACAAUGGGAAGCCCAACUGUCGUUAUCGUCCCUGGAUCGUUUGCGCCAGCCAAACACUAUCGCGUGUUUACGGAGAGUCUAGGGCGACAUAGUAUCGACUCGCGCGUAAUUGAUACUCCAUCAGUUGGCAAGCGGGGUAAUAUCCCGCCUGCGACAAUGAGCGAUGAUGUCGAUGAGAUCACCAACGUUGUUUCUAAGCUUCUUGACGGGGGGAAGGAGGUCGUUCUUAUGACCCAUUCCUAUGGAGGUAUCCCUGGAACACAGAGUCUUGGCAAGCUUUCACGAAAGGCUCGCGAGGCUGGGGGAAAGCAAGGAGGAAUCGACAAGAUCAUAUACCUUGCGUCUGUCAUCUUGCAACCUGGUGUUUGCAACUUGGAUACAUUUGGAUCAGCCCUGCCUGACUUUCUCGAUCUCAAGGAUGACUACAUGACUCUUGAUCCUAAGGGCCACGCCACUCACACCUUCUCAGACUUGCCUUUCGACGAAGCUCUUGACUUGGCGAAGCAGAUGCCAGAGCAUUCAACAGCAAGCUUUCGAGAACCACUAACCUAUCCUGGGUAUAAUGAUGUCGAGGUGCAUUACAUAGUUUGCGAACAGGAUCAGAUUAUCCCGCCUCAGUUCCAGCGUGGCAUGAUUGAAGCUGUCAAAGCGUCAAGUGGAAGGGAAGUUGGAGUGCAUAGCUUCGAUAGUGGACAUGUACCCACGGUUAGCCAGCCUGAUAACGUUUCAAAGGUUGUGAAGGAGAUAAUUAGGGCUUGA
Molecule: messenger RNA, 953 nt
Organism: Fusarium redolens
Lineage: Eukaryota; Fungi; Ascomycota; Sordariomycetes; Hypocreales; Nectriaceae
Product: Alpha/beta hydrolase fold-1
Exons: 2
Coding region: 198-953 (251 amino acids)
Source: RefSeq, a predicted model, not a curated record